AUGGCUGAUGAGAGCAGGGUCAAUUUGCUACAAGCUGAGAUACAACCUGACUUGGAAGCAGGCCCAUCACCAUCGACAACGACAGACAACAACAACAACAACAACAACGCUAGUGGCAAUGUGAAUAAUACACCAAGGAACAAUGCUGUUCGAGAUUACUUUCAACAGUCAAGUCAUCCUAUUGCAGCUUUCUUCUUCUUGGCGUUCCGCGUUGGUGCGCUCUUGAUGUAUCUGCUUGGUUCUAUUUUCACUGACAACUUUACAUUGGUGUUUGUGGUGACCAUUUUGUUGCUUGCCUUUGAUUUCUGGACUGUCAAGAAUGUUUCUGGACGUUUGUUGGUUGGGUUACGAUGGUGGAAUGAAAUUCAAGAGGAUGGAUCCAACCAAUGGGUAUUUGAAAGUGCCAGUCCCAAUCGCAAGAAUAAUGCAGCUGAUUCACGUCUCUUUUGGACCGUGUUAUACGCAACACCUGUACUAUGGGGCUUGUUAGCAUUGACAUGCAUUUUCACACUCAAAAUCUCUUGGUUGGUGAUCGUCGUGGUCGCUAUCAUUCUCAACAUGGCCAACGUCUAUGGAUAUACUCAAUGUGAUAAGGAUGCUAAAAGGAAAUGGGCAAGUGGUAUCGCUGCUCAAACAGCACUCGGUUCACUCGGCAGUACCGCAUCAGGUAUCGUUGGCAAGGCUGUUGGAUCAGGAUUAACUAGUUUCUUUUCGGCUGGAUCUCGAUAG
Messenger RNA from Lichtheimia ornata, 729 nucleotides. RefSeq lists its product as uncharacterized. Lineage: Eukaryota; Fungi; Mucoromycota; Mucoromycetes; Mucorales; Lichtheimiaceae. The transcript has 4 exons. Bases 1 to 729 code for a protein of 242 amino acids. Gene Ontology annotation, cellular component: Golgi membrane. Gene Ontology annotation, biological process: vesicle-mediated transport; protein secretion. The record is from RefSeq and is a predicted model, not a curated record.